GCAUUGCACUCGGCGUGGCAGCCAGCACUGCGCAGCUAGGGCAGAUAAUUCACUGACAGAGGGCUAAAAACAAACACCUCAUAUCAUCGUUCUCGCCUCGUUUCCUUUCAGCGUCACCCCGGGGGAACAAGCUCAAAGCGCAGUCGCAUAUCGGACCAUGGUGGGUGUUAAAGUGAUCGGCAGCGACCCGGACUUCCAGCCGGAGUUGGCGGCCGCCGGCUCCAGGCUCACCGUGGUGAAAUUCACAAUGGCCGGAUGUCGGCCCUGUGUCAGAAUAGCUCCAGUGUUCAACAUGUUGAGCAACAAGUAUCCACUGGUCAUCUUCCUCGAAGUGGACGUACAUGUCUGUCAGGCAACAGCAGCAGCCAACAACAUCUCAGCGACACCAACAUUCUUGUUCUUCAGGAACCGGGUUCGGAUUGAUCAGUAUCAGGGGGGAGACUCUGCAGGUCUGGAGGAAAAGAUUAAACAACACACAGAGAAUGACCCAGGAAACGGCGAGGACUCAGACAUCCCAAAGGGCUAUAUGGACCUCAUGCCUUUUGUCAACAAAGCCGGCUGCGAGUGCCUCAACGAGAGCGACGACUGCGGCUUCGAUAACUGCUUAGUCAAAGACUCGUCCUACAUGGAGUCCGACUGUGACGAACAGUUGUUGAUAACGAUGGCCUUCAACCAGCCGGUGAAGCUCUUCUCUAUGAAGCUACUGUCCUCAGACUUUGCCCAAGCCCCUAAAGUGGUAAAGAUCUUCAUAAAUCUUCCUCGUUCUAUGGGUUUCGAUGAUGCAGAGCGGAGUGAAGCCACUCAAACUCUCGAGCUGUCAGAGGAAGACUACAAAGACGACGGUCUGAUUCCCCUGCGUUACGUCAAGUUUCAGAAUGUGCAGAGUGUUACGAUGUUUGUCAAAUCAAACCAAAAAGAUGAGGAGACAACAAAAAUCAACUACCUGACAUUCAUAGGAACUCCAGUACAGGCCACCAAUAUGAACGACUUCAAACGGGUUGUAGGGAAGAAAGGUGAGAGUCAUUGAGCAGGAGAAACGAGGGGGGAGACGAUGAGAAGAAAAAGAAGAAGAAGAAGAAGAAGAAGAGGAGGAGGAGGAUGCGAAUACAGUACAUCCAUGAAUUUUGUCCUGUCAAAGCUGCCACAUAGAAAGUUGUCAGAAGAAAAAAAAAACAUUCACACAACCUCCAGCAAUCCUCAUUUUGCUCUUAGUGAAUUCUCCAUCUCUGGAGAGUCGGUCUAUAAAUCAUUUAUAUUGUAAUUCUGAUGACAUCACUGUAAAUAAAACGAUCCUUUUUCAAAGGCAUGUGCUUCAGGGAUGCUUCAUUUGGAUCCUGCAGCAGGUGGAGGAGAAGAGCAGAAGCCCUGACUGACUGUACUCUAUUGAAAACAGUGCUAGUAGUGUACUAUGCUACAAUAGUAGCAUUAAUGCAUGUAUGAAGUUCAACCUUCACAUGGGUAUCGAAAAUAUUAUCAGUGCAAAAACAUG
Messenger RNA from Cololabis saira (Pacific saury), 1489 nucleotides. RefSeq names its product thioredoxin-like 1 (gene txnl1). The coding region runs from base 158 to 1027 and encodes 289 amino acids. The transcript has 8 exons. The record is from RefSeq and is a predicted model, not a curated record. Lineage: Eukaryota; Metazoa; Chordata; Actinopteri; Beloniformes; Belonidae.